GCUUCGUGAAACUUAGGCAGUUGGGACUCCCUUGCGCCGUGGCUGUAUAUACGUUUGUCUAUAUUUAGAAUACAUUUGAGCACCUCAGCCUUCCGUAUUGUCUUGAGUGUUGUGGAUUUACACUUAAUCGACCCUUUUAAAAUCUAAGCAGUUAUAUGGAGUCUACUGGGAUUCCAGAUUCAAACGAUGCGAGGUCUUCUUUUUUUUCAACUGAAACCACACACACUAAUCACACAAGACAAUCCAAGUAUCUUGGGCAGAAUGACGUCUUCAGCGACGAUAGUUUUUUACGCAGUUCAAAGAAUUCGUCACUACAUCGAGCGCUGAAUGAUUUUAUGAAAUCUUCUCACUCCUAUGUCGAGUAUUUAGCAUCUCAUGGAACUGGAAAAAGUCAGCUAUUGACAUUUUUAUUAAAUGCUCUACAAAAAAAGGAAUCGCUAACAGCGACCUGCAAUUUGGACGUACGUUCUACGCCUUCCGAGGCUACAGACCGAGAUAUACUAUCGGCUCUCGUUAUAAGAGAGGAAUUAAACAAUCUACAAAGCCGUGGACUCAAGCUCUUUGAAGCCGUACAAGAACUUACGCAAAGGCUCAACGAUGCACGUUCUUCUCGAUUUGAUGUCACAGAUUCAGUUGUUUCGUAUGAAGAAGAUGCCUUGGCCAAGCUUUUACUGCCUUCGGCUCUACCCGAGAAUAUGAAAAAGCGCCAAGCUUUUGAUGAGCGAAAGGCACAUCGUGAUCGAUUUCAAUCUAGCUCGUCUGCUCUUAAUCAACAAUCUCCAUUUUGGUUAGAACAAGGUCAUAAAAAAUUGCGUAUUGAACCUCUUUUUAGCUGCAAAACUGCUACUCUGUCAGAUCAAAUUGAAAAGUCGCCAUCAUUUACCAAAAAAGGAUCUUCUAGUACAGAAGAUCGUAGAAGCGUCGUGAGCGGCGACGGUGAUUGCUCGCACCCCUGUGACGGCGAUAGAAUAGUGGAGCUUGGAAAGGCCAUCGAAUACUGUUCUCCUGUUCAAGGUAACAAUCAUGAUGAGCUAACUGACUCCGUCGAUUCUCAGUCUUCCUGUGUUUUUUCGAAGACUGAAUGGUCAUCUCAGAAUGGCGACGAUUUCAAAAGCGAUUCGUCUUGUGCUGCUUCUGAUAUAGAUGAAGGGAUCUAUCACGAAAAAAACUUGUAUCUAUACAACGACGAAGACGAAGAGUCUGAAGUGACAGAAAAUUUUGUCAGCGGAAAAGAUCAAACAGAAUUUAAUGACAGCAGCUCAGAUGAAGAAAUGGGAGAUACCGCUAGCACCGAUUUAUUUCUGGCAGAUCCUUCAGACACAGCUUCAAUUCGAAUUAUUUUACCUACGUGCUUAAGGCUGCCAAAUAGCCCUAAUGACGAAAAUUGCAAUCAAGACUUACCGUCCAACAUGCGAAAAAGAGGGUUUGACGGAUCAGCCGAUUCAUCCCCAGAAUCAGGCUCUACCAAGAGGUUUUUCAUUUAGCAAUUCUUGUUAUUAUUUUUACUGUCAAGUGUGUAUUUUUCGACAUCAAUAAAAUUCAUUUACUAUUAGCACUAUUGCAUAUGCGCAUAUCGCUUCCAGCGGCCACUCAUAGGCUUCUGUGUGAGCUCUGAAGCCGAGCAUUGCUAGCUCACCUAUCGGUAAGGGCAUUGCAAGGACAAGUUUCCGUUUUUAGUCGCGGGAAGGCAGUUGGUUUUGCGCGUAUAUCCAAAAAUCCUACACAAUGCGUACAAUCGAUACAACUUUUUCCUGAGCCACUGAGAGUCCAGACAGCUUCUAAAUAUACGGUUGCAUCAACGCACAUGCAACGCCAUGCUAGAUCUCAAUCUACCCCGUAACAUUCUAAAUUGGUACAGGACAAUUUGAGAGCACGUGCUAAGUUGUGUUUUUCUUCACACCCAUUUUUACACAUAAGUUCAUAUGGGUUGAGAGGCACUGUUAUACAAACGUGGAUAGCUUUCUACACGUUUGAACGCAGCUACUCGCCUUCGAGUCGUAAAAGCAUUGUUGCCUCCGUUUAUUGCGACGGGCUCCGACAAAUUUCCGACCCUAAUCUCCUCCUUCUUGAGCCGAUGUGCCUCUAUUUAGCGGAUAAGUCAUAGAAUUUCUCCACGAUGAAAAAGCUACCAGUGUGGCUCAAGCUUCAUAUAUACCAAAAUGGCCCAUGAAUCACGUUUUUGGAUACCCGUGCAUCUUGAUCGAUACUGGAUUGGCCGCGACGAAAGGGUCUGUUGUCCACAUGUACUGGGUUGUGUAGAGGGUACGAAGCAGAAGUUUACUUGUAUUCAAAACUCGAAACCUCAUUCGAUUGGCAGCUACUUUGAUCGAUUUUGUUAUCGGACUGCUGAUGCUAGAAGCAGUUGUUGAGUCCCGGCGCGGAAGCGAAGCUGUUCUGUCGUUGAAUCAUGGCCCAAUUCAUACACCGUUUACAAAAUCUACUUGGUUGUCAACCUACCAUUGACAUAGAAGAGCUCCUCCCCAAUCACGAUGCAUAUAGGUUCGAGGAAGAGUAUUUUGGCAAGAUUCGAACCUUCAGAGCGUUGUACUCUAAUACCGCUGGCACCUUCAUGGAUUUUCACUUUUAUGUUCCCUUGGUCUAGUGCACAACAUCAACUGAUAGUUAGCGUUGGUGGUUUCAUAUCGCUUUCAAAUGCAGCGCAUUUCGCUGGUUUGAGAACUGCCAACAAAAUAUUGCAAUUCCGAUAAGCUAGAAAAAACAUUACCUUUUUAUUUCUCUUGUCGGUAUAUGACGGCAUGAAUCUCAAGAAGUACUUUGAAUCCAGUAUCUUGGCUUUAGAAAAGAACGCAGCAGACUUUGUGAACCUUGACCUUUCAAAUUUUUGUCCUAGUGAAGAACUUCUCGAUAGGUUUUUGAAGGUUUUGAAAUUGAAUUCGCACAGUACAGUAUUUGACAACCGUUUUUUAAGUUUUGAUAGAAAGCGUUCUAACACGUUAACUAGUUACAAGUUUGAGUCUGCAUGGAGCUAGAGGCAUAAAUCAAACCCGCUGGAAGGAGCUCUUUCAGUCGCUUCCUGUUCAGCUCCAGGCUCUCGAACUGAGUGAUUGUGAAUUGGAGAAAAAUGGCAGUUUGGAAUGUCUUUCGGAAAGGUUGAGCGAGUUAAGACGACUCAACGAACUCGACCUUAGCAGCAACGCCUUAAAUAACAGACGGUCCAUUCAGAAGUUCGCCUCGGUAUUACCUGCUCUCACGGAGCUCUCAGAAUUACUCUUACAGAACAACAGACUGGGGAGAGAAGGUGUGACGAUUUUGGUAAAGGCGUUGUUACCGGCGACACAACUAUCAAGGGUGUGGCUACAAAAUAACGAGUUGAGUAAGGCGGACAAGGAUGCAAUUAUGUCGAUCAUAAGAUCUAGUCAUUUGUCUAAUAAGGUCGAGCUUGGAUCGUCGCAAAUUUGACUUUGAUCAGCAGCGGGCGUUUUAUGUAAUCCGUCGUUGUAAAGCUCCGCAUAUAGCAUUUUUGAGCGAGACAUUCUCUCACGCAACGAUUUGGGCGUUCAAUUUUCUUCAGACGCGUAUCGAGAGUGUAUUUGGCGUCGACUAGAGACCCUUCCGUGUGGCUUUUCGGGGAGAUGGGUGUUUCGCGCAGUCGUCUUCGUGGGUUGUUAGACGUCGAGGCGAGUUCGCGGAUGCACUUUCAGAUGCGCGAUGGAUGUGGCUUACACACAUGGUGAUUAUGUAUGGAAAAAAGUUUUGUAUGGAACAGAUAUUUGUUCUGUGUACGAUCUAGGCGUUAGGAGACA
Molecule: messenger RNA, 3764 nt
Organism: Schistocerca gregaria
Lineage: Eukaryota; Metazoa; Arthropoda; Insecta; Orthoptera; Acrididae
Exons: 4
Coding region: 156-1484 (442 amino acids)
Source: RefSeq, a predicted model, not a curated record